This is a messenger RNA of Mus pahari (shrew mouse), 1881 nucleotides long. It is a transcript of the gene Serpine1, whose product is annotated as serpin family E member 1. The transcript has 9 exons. Lineage: Eukaryota; Metazoa; Chordata; Mammalia; Rodentia; Muridae. Gene Ontology annotation, biological process: negative regulation of vascular wound healing; negative regulation of endopeptidase activity; negative regulation of plasminogen activation. Gene Ontology annotation, molecular function: serine-type endopeptidase inhibitor activity. The record is from RefSeq and is a predicted model, not a curated record. The coding region runs from base 139 to 1347 and encodes 402 amino acids.
ACAGCUGGAUCAGGCUGCCGCAGAGCCCUGAGCGCUUUGGGGAGGACAUCCGCACACCCGCCUCCGGCAGCACACAGCCAACCACAGCUGAGCGACAGCCAACAAGAGCCAAUCACAAGGCACCUUUGAAUACUCAGGAUGCAGAUGUCUUCAGCCCUCGCUUGCCUCACCCUGGGCCUGGUUCUGGUCUCUGGGAAAGGGUUCGCUUUACCCCUCCGAGAAUCCCACACAGCCCAUCAGGCCACCGACUUUGGAGUAAAAGUGUUUCAGCAGGUGGUCCAGGCCUCCCGAGACCGGAAUGUGAUCUUCUCUCCCUAUGGCGUGUCCUCGGUGCUGACUAUGCUGCAGCUGACCACAGCGGGGAAAACCCGGCAGCAGAUCCAAGAUGCCAUGGGGUUCAAAAUCAAUGAGAAGGGCACAGCUCAUGCCCUCCGCCAGCUCUCCAAGGAGCUCAUGGGGCCAUGGAACAAAAAUGAGAUCAGUACUGCGGACGCCAUCUUUGUCCAGCGGGACCUGGAGCUGGUCCAGGGCUUCAUGCCUCACUUCUUCAAGCUCUUCCAGACUACGGUGAAACAGGUGAACUUCUCAGAGGUGGAAAGUGCCAGAUUCAUCAUCAAUGACUGGGUGGAAAAGCACACCAAAGGUAUGAUCAGUGACUUACUGGCCAAGGGGGCUAUAGACGAGCUGACACGCCUGGUGCUGGUGAACGCCCUCUACUUCAGUGGCCAAUGGAAGACCCCUUUCUUAGAGGCCAGCACCCACCAGCGCCUCUUCCACAAGUCUGAUGGCAGCACCAUCUCUGUGCCCAUGAUGGUGCAGAGCAACAAGUUCAACUACACUGAGUUCACCACCCCGGAUGGGCUCGAGUAUGACGUCGUGGAACUGCCCUACCAGGGCGAAACCCUCAGCAUGUUCAUCGCCGCCCCCUUUGAGAAAGAUGUCCACCUCUCGGCCCUCACCAAUAUCUUGGAUGCUGAACUCAUCAGACAAUGGAAGGGCAACAUGACCAGGCUGCCCCGCCUCCUCAUCCUGCCAAAGUUCUCUCUGGAGACGGAAGUGGACCUCAGAGGGCCCCUGGAGAGGUUGGGCAUGACUGACAUGUUUAGCGCAACCCAGGCCGACUUCACAAGCCUUUCCGACCAAGAGCAGCUCUCUGUUGCACAGGCGCUGCAAAAGGUCAGGAUCGAGGUGACCGAGAGCGGCACAGUGGCGUCUUCCUCCACAGCCUUUGUCAUCUCCGCCCGCAUGGCCCCCACGGAGAUGGUUAUAGACCGAUCCUUUCUCUUUGUGGUUCGGCACAAUCCGACAGAGACAAUCCUCUUAAUGGGCCAGGUGAUGGAGCCUUGACAGUGAGAAGAGAAGCCUUCAUUUGGGACGAAACUGGAGAUGUUUAUGAGCAGAAACUCUGAAGUUAUUUUAAGGACUCUAUGGGGGAGAAUCUCCUUUACCCCCACACUGGUAAAUCUUUCUAACCAGCAUCGCAGACCUCGGACUCUCAAGGGGAAAGAAUCUAAACCCCCUCCUCCCUAAGGGAUUCCUACCCCAACAAAGGUCUCAUGGACCACAGAACUCACUGAACCUGGAUCUGCCCAGCAGCUGCCUUUGGACCCGGCUCCCACCGAGGCCCCAGCAGGGAGGGACACAACACUUUCACUCAGCAAGAUCGUUUUUUGUGUUCCAGUCACACUGUGGGCACCUCUUGCGUCGCCCGCCAUUGCUGUGGAGGGUGGCCAGGGGCCAAAGGAAAAGGCACUGCCUUGCCCCCCUCCCAGGGACAACAGAUAGACAGAUCAAAUGGUCGCCAGAUCUCGAGGCUUCUCCCUGCUCCCCCCUCCCCUCACACAGCUUUGCUUAUGUUAUUUCAGAGUGUAGGUGAUCUGU